Rhagoletis pomonella (apple maggot) is the source of this 714-nucleotide messenger RNA. RefSeq names its product invertebrate-type lysozyme 3-like. Lineage: Eukaryota; Metazoa; Arthropoda; Insecta; Diptera; Tephritidae. Bases 209 to 670 code for a protein of 153 amino acids. The transcript has 3 exons. Gene Ontology annotation, molecular function: lysozyme activity. The record is from RefSeq and is a predicted model, not a curated record.
UUCGUGUUGCUGCUUCAGUUGCUUGAAAAACGUGAACGUGUGAAGUACGUAAAAAACUGCUAACGGAAUAGAGCAUUAAAAUCAGCCGACGCCAGCUUAAGUGCAGAGUUUUUAAAUUAACUGUAUACGUUGGUUGCUAACACGCACAUAUACAUACAUACGUAAUUAACAAAAGUUUAAAUAAGUUAGAAGAAAACUUUUGAAAACAAUGGCCAUUACAUUCUACGGUAAAUUGGCUAUCGCUGCGCUGCUUUGUGUGGGUUUUGCUUUGCUGAUCAACGCUCAGGAUAAACCAGUCACCGAUGUUUGCCUGGGUUGUAUUUGUGAAGCGAUUAGCGGCUGCAAUCGCACAGCCACUUGCACUGGCGGCGUAUGUGGUCUGUUUCGCAUCACUUGGCCCUACUGGGCUGAUGGUGGCAAGCAGACAUUGAAUGGCGAAUCACCGGAAUCGGAGUCCGCCUACGCCAACUGCGUCAACGAUCCCUACUGCGCUGCCGACACCAUACAAAAUUACAUGACCAAAUAUGCACAGGAUUGUAAUGGUGACAGUCAAGUCGAUUGCUAUGAUUAUGCGGCCAUACACAAGUUGGGCGGCUAUGGUUGCAAGGGCGAAUUGGGCUAUAAUUAUCUGAAUACAUUGUCGAAUUGCUUGAGCCUGUUUCAGGGUUAAGUGAGCAAAAGAGGAUGCAGAGACGGCUGUUGAAGUGGAAUGCA